Molecule: messenger RNA, 1707 nt
Organism: Epithele typhae
Lineage: Eukaryota; Fungi; Basidiomycota; Agaricomycetes; Polyporales; Epitheliaceae
Exons: 6
Coding region: 1-1707 (568 amino acids)
Source: RefSeq, a predicted model, not a curated record
AUGAGCUACGAGCUACUGCUCAAGGAGCCAUUUGGGCCUUUCCGCGAGCAUCACGCGCUCACUCCCGAGACAAGGGGUACUACAGCAAACCGUCCAGUUGCCCUCGACCAGCUCAUCUUGGAGCAGGAUGGGUUCAUUACAGGAUUAUCUGAGUGCGAGCUGGACCAGCAGGUGGAGUUUUCCGACAAGCCUAAGAGCAGAGUCCGUUUUCAGGGUAUCUUGACCAUCCAGUCCUUGGACUGGCUUACUCGGUCUGCAUUUGCUCAUAUUGAAGAGGAACUCCAGAAGCGAGACCUCUCCGCGCGUCGAUCCGCCUCCCGGAGCACCCUCACCCUCGCCUCUGUGUACCGACACCAUGAGAGCAAACUGAAGGUGAUCAUUUAUGGUGUCAAAAAUCUCCCUGCCAAUUAUUUCACUGCAACUCAACAUGUCCCCAAUGGUCUAAUGAUUGUGUCUUCCCAACAUAAGCGAAGAUAUGCUGUGACGUCAAUGCACCCACAGACCUAUGAACUUAGCCGCAAGUAUUUUUCCCGCUGGAGCCUCUUCACGACCCUCCAAGACAUAGUCGCUUUAGAUGCUGGGAACAACACAUACAAUGCAAACAAAACCCCACUCAAAGACCGCACCCCCGACUGGUUCGCCCGUCUGUACAUCAAGCACUUCACCAAUGUGGGUGGGCAGCGCCAACACCGCACCAUCUUCAGCAACUCCGAUUCCGACCUUGAAGACACACCGGAAAGCUUGGUGCCAGGCCGAAAAAUGCGCGGGGGGCGUGAGCACGUGCUCCGGCACGUUCCCUACACGGAGGUCCUUUCGUUCUUCACCGAACAUGUCGAAUGGGUCAUCCGUCAGGAAACAAGACGCAAACGGGACCACCUGUUCGACGUCGACGUGUGGACCCGGUGGCUCCCCGUCGUCAAGAAGUACCGCUGGGAGGCUGCUCGAGAGGGCCGCCGAUGGGGCGUGUGGGUCGGCGACCCGCUUCCGACGGACGAGCCAAUGGAAGAGGACGAGCCCGUGCCACUCGCGCCCGCACGCGCCCGCCCCCGCGCAAAGCGCAAAGCGUCGAAGAAGGCGGACGAGGCCGUCUCCGCGCCGCCCGCCGCGAAACGCAAACGCACCGCCGCGGCGACCUUCACCUUCCGCACCACGCGCGACGGCCUCCCGCAGAGCACGUACGACUCGGACUUCUCCGUCGAGUCCGACGUGCCCCCGUCCUCGCGCGGGUCGACCCCGGAGCCGCCGCACUACACGGACCCGGCGGACCCGGCGCUGCUCGCGCUCCUCCCCUCGUCCUGGUUCCACCCGCCGCAGCCGAACAGGGCGGGCAAGUGGGCGUGCGACGCGCCCGGGUGUCUGUACGUGAUCGACCUGUUCCGGCCGACGGAGGAGAACCUGUCCUCGCCCGAGAUCCCGCACGCGGCGCGCGAGCGGCUGCGAAGCCAGAAGUGGACCUUGAAGAAAGACCAUUCGUGGGUGCUGGACGCGUUUAUCGCCAUGACGAACGCGCACUACCUCGUGCACGCGGAGGAGUGGGGGAUCGUGUUUGUAAAGGAGAAUGGAAGGGUGCGGAUGCGAUGGAAGAACGAGAGGAGCCAUGCAGUUGCGCCUGAGGACCGUCUCCUGCAGCCUCGCAAAGAUAAUCGUCGUCCGCCUCCCCCCGUGAUCAAACGAGAGGAGACGUCUCAACGAUAUGUUAUUCAGUGA